AUGCAUUAUCCGAUCGUUGCAUUCUCGUGGCAAUGGAUCCAGCAAGGCCAAGCCUCAAGGCAAACACCUUCUCCACUCUCCACGGCCAUGGACGCCGACGCCGACACGGUGGUGUUCGAGGCACCGGCGCACUUCCGCUUCUACAAGAGCGGCAGGAUAGAGCGCCUUAACCGGCCUCCCAUCCUCCCCGCCGGCGUCGACGAGGCCACCGGCGUCACCUCCAAGGACGUCGUCCUCGACGCGGAGACCGGCCUCUCCGUGCGCCUCUACCUUCCCAAGCUCCAGGACCCCUCCACAAAGCUCCCGGUCCUCGUCUACUUCCACGGCGGCUCCUUCCUCAUCGAAUCGGCCGACUCCUCCACGUACCACAACUACGUGAACGCCCUCGCCGCGGCGGCCGGCGUCCUCGCGGUGUCCGUCGACUACCGCCUGGCCCCGGAGCACCCUCUCCCCGCAGCCUACGACGACUCCUGGGCCGCGCUUCAGUGGGCGGCGUCGGCGCAGGACGACUGGAUCCGCGAGCACGGCGACACGGCCCGCCUGUUCCUCGCCGGCGACAGCGCGGGGGCCAACAUCGUCCACGACAUGCUCAUGAGGGCUGCCUCCAACGACGGCAGCCCUAGGGUCGAGGGCGCGAUACUGCUGCACCCGUGGUUCGGCGGGAGCAAGCCGGUGGAGGGGGAGCACCCGGCCGCGCCCAUGGUCACCGGGAUGCUCUGGUCCUACGCGUGCCCAGGCGCGGUGGGCGGCGCGGACGACCCGAGGAUGAACCCGCUGGCGCCGGGCGCGCCGGCGCUGGAGAGGCUCGGCUGCGUGAGGAUGCUCGUGACCGCGGGGCUGGCGGACGGGCUCGCCGCGCGCGACCGCGCGUACCACGACGCCGUGGCCUGCAGCGGGUGGGGCGGCACCGCGGCCUGGCACGGGUCCGAUGGGGAGGGUCAUGUGUUCUUCCUCGAGAAGCCCGGAUGCGAGAACGCCAAGCAGCUCAUGGACCGCGUCGUCGCGUUCAUAGGCGGCGCCUGA
Molecule: messenger RNA, 1023 nt
Organism: Triticum turgidum subsp. durum (durum wheat)
Lineage: Eukaryota; Viridiplantae; Streptophyta; Magnoliopsida; Poales; Poaceae
Source: the annotation of a GenBank genome assembly